Molecule: messenger RNA, 3295 nt
Organism: Cladophialophora immunda
Lineage: Eukaryota; Fungi; Ascomycota; Eurotiomycetes; Chaetothyriales; Herpotrichiellaceae
Exons: 2
Coding region: 371-3295 (974 amino acids)
Biological process (GO): piecemeal microautophagy of the nucleus; maintenance of cell polarity; exocytosis
Cellular component (GO): cytosol; intracellular membrane-bounded organelle; plasma membrane
Molecular function (GO): sterol binding
Source: RefSeq, a predicted model, not a curated record
CAGAUGUCUCCCGCCGCGCGGGCGAUGCUCAUCCCUGAAGAAAUGCCGCUGAUCAGUGCUCUCGGCAACUUCUCACGUCCAGCUCCGGAGACAACCAACUUCUUCGCUGGGAUCUCAGAAGCACGAGUAUUUAUACCUAGACUACCCAGCAAAUAACACUGGCGAGCGCAACUGGCUAGACCUUCUUGUCGUGCUUUGCAGAAACAAAGCCAGAUCGGCACGUCCCCCCUGACUCCUGAAUGCGACCGCAGUGCCUGGAUAAAGUAGACGGCAUUGUGCACCUUCGACAAUAUAUCGCUAGUAUACACACGACCAUGACUUGAACAGCCUGUCGUCAAAGAGUUGAAAGGGAUCGCCUUGUCUUUUCCCUAUGGCAGGCCUCGAGCAGAUCGAGGUCCAUUCCAGGAACUACCUGGUGCGCUGGGUCAAUGUCAAACAAGAGCAUACGAUCUCCUGGACCGUUCAGCCUCACAAGAAAUCGAUCAAUCUCGGCCUCUUCAAGCAUCCCGGACCGCUCUCGAACCUGCAUUCCUCUUCCUCGACCUCCCUAGCGCCUCCUUCUCCCGUCAAUGCGCCGGUCGACGAAGACAAAGAGAAAUCAGAGACGCACUCGACUGCGAUCGAGAAGUUGACGAGCAUUGGUCUGAAAGUGGUACGAUGGAUAGGCAAGUGUGAAGCCGACAAGGUAUCCCAAGGAAAACACGAUGUACGUUUUGGGGAGGGAGGGAACUAUGCCUUGGUCUUCGACAACACUUUCUCCAAGAACAUCUCGAAGACGGCGACAAUUUUCCUGCUCACCUAUCCUACCGCGUGCCAAUCGCAGAUUCAGUUUGGUGCGCAACUCUACCACCCACAGUCAAUGGCUACGGCCAUGGCCAUCGCCAACACUUCAUCCCAGCUAUUCAAGAGGAGUCCUAAGCUGAAAGCCAGGGACAAAGAAUCGGUCGACUCACUAAGGCAAGUUUCCAUUAGCCAGUCUGCUGGAGGCAGUAUUGGUCCCGUCGCCGAAGAACCGAAACUUGCGGAAGACCCCACGUCAAUCCAUACCGGCGUGUUGCAGAAAUUGAGGCGGAAAAAGCAUCAAGGCUAUGCGAGGAGGUUUUUCUGCCUGGACUAUACCUCUUCAACUCUGUCCUACUACCGCGACCGCAACUCUUCAGCCCUACGUGGUGCCAUUCCUCUCUCUCUCGCAGCCAUUGCCGCCAACAGCAAAACCCGGGAGAUUUCAAUCGAUUCUGGGGCCGAGCUCUGGCAUCUCAAGGCGAACAACGACGCAGACUUUGAAUCAUGGAAACAUGCUCUGGAGACUGCGACCCGACUCAUGUUAGAGGCCAAAACGCCGGCCGACAACCUGUACCUGGAAACGGCUGAUGGCGUCGAAGGCGAAAAGUCCGCAUUUGAAGAGCAGGAAUGGGCGAGGCUGGAGACUCUGCUCAGUAGAAUUUCAGGCACACGAGAUGCUGUGCGCCGACUCUGUCUAGACACAUUGGCACAGCCUGUGCCGCUGCCUUCCCCGAAACUCGGGGCGGUUUCUAACAAUACCACGCCCACAGAGGGACCAAAUGGAGAGGAUUACUUCAAACAGGACGAGAGGCGACCCUUUUGGAAGCGGAAAGUCAGUAUGACUAAUAGCCAGACCAAUAUCUUCAAGCGCAGUGUUUCUGCGCAGCUCGCCGUGCCGCUGCCUGGCGUCGAACCAAUACUGCGCAAUGGGACGCCUCCUCCUCCAACGGCGCCUUCCACGUCACGGCCUGGCAUUCAUCACGAAGAAAGCAUGUAUGAUCAUUGCAGAGCAUUACUCCAUGACCUAGACUCGGUAGUCAGUGAGUUUUCUCUAUUAAUCGCCGAAAGCAAGGUCCGGCGUACAACUCCACCCAAAUCAGCGGUUUCACGACUGAGCCUCCAGACCGUCGACUCGCAGGAGUAUUUUGACGCAGAAGACCACCGGCAUGUGCUUGAUAUUCACAGCGAUACCGACCACGAAGUCGAAACGGCCGAGGAAGACGAAGGCUCCGCAACCAGCAGCGACGUUGGGGAAGACUCGAUUCACGGGCUGAGGCGCCGUUCAGGAAGUGUGUCUUCAUACCUUCCUCCUCGAGCGAGAUCGUUAGCCCCACUACCACUAGAUCCGAUUCCUCGACGGGACAACAUAGCAGCCCCAACGAUCAUGCCGCCAAGUCUCAUCGGAUUUCUUCGGAAGAACGUUGGCAAAGACCUGUCGACGAUAUCGAUGCCCGUUUCCGCCAACGAGCCCCUGUCCCUCUUGCAGCGUGCAGCGGAGCAACUCGAGUACUCGCAGUUGCUGGAUAGCGCUGUCAGAUGCGGCGACGCCUUUGAGCGACUGAUGUAUGUGGCAGCGUUUGCCAUCUCGUCGCUAUCGAAUACGCGAGUCAAGGAACGGGCUAUCCGCAAACCAUUCAACCCGAUGCUCGGGGAGACCUUUGAGCUGGUGCGGGAGGACCGGGGCUUCCGCUUUAUCUCGGAGAAGGUGUCGCACCGUCCCGUGCAGCUUGCAUUGCAUGCUGAGUCUGAGCAUUGGACCUUCACCCAGUCACCUUUACCGUCGCAAAAGUUCUGGGGUAAGUCGUCGGAGAUCAUCAAUGAAGGCAAGGCGCGGCUGGUGCUUCACAGUACGGGAGAAGCCUUCAGUUGGUCGGCGGCCACGUGCUUCCUACGCAAUAUCAUCGCGGGCGAGAAAUACGUGGAGCCUACGGGGACCAUGACCAUCUACAAUGAGUCUGCCGGCCACAAGGCGGUGGUGUCUUUCAAGGCCAAAGGCAUGUUCUCGGGUCGCAGCGAAGAAGUUGAGGUGCAAACCAUCGACGCACAGGGUCAGGAACUGUCGAUUGGCCUCAGCGGGACAUGGACCAAUUCGCUGCAAUUGAAAGAGCCGGGCAAGCUGGGCCAGCGGCCAACCAUCUGGUCGGUGGGCCCGCUGGUGGAGAAUGCACCCAAGCACUAUGGCAUGACGCUCUUUGCGGCUCAGCUAAAUGAAUUGACCGUGGCAGAACGGGGGAAGGUCGUGGCCACGGACAGUCGUCUCCGGCCAGACCAGAUGGCGCUGGAGAAUGGGGACCACGAGACGGCGGAGCACUUGAAGAAUCGGCUGGAGGAAGCACAGCGGGCACGGCGACGAGAAAUGGAGGAGACGGGCGAAGAGUGGAAGCCGCGAUGGUUCUCGAGGGUGGAACUGGGCGACGAAGUGGUGUGGCGGCUGAGGACGGGCAAAGAAGGAUACUGGGAGGAGCGGGCGCGGGGGGAGUGGACGGGCGUGGUGCCGGUGCUGCAAGUAUAG